Penicillium taxi is the source of this 222-nucleotide messenger RNA. RefSeq lists its product as uncharacterized. Lineage: Eukaryota; Fungi; Ascomycota; Eurotiomycetes; Eurotiales; Aspergillaceae. Bases 1 to 222 code for a protein of 73 amino acids. The record is from RefSeq and is a predicted model, not a curated record. The transcript has 2 exons.
AUGGAAAAUCAUGGUAAGGCGUUCUGGAAAAAUGAUGAAAAUGAUAAAGAUGAUAAAGAUGAUAAUGCAAGAGAUUUGAUCAUCGCCUUUGAUCUGCCAGAACCAGAAACAGUGCCAGGGAUAUAUUGGUGGAUUAGUCUGAACGAUGAAAAGGGCACCUCCUUGUGUGUGGGCGAUGAAUCAACACUCGGAGGAGAUCACGGUCGUUGUCUCCAAAUAUAG